GCUGUUGAGAGAAACGGCCAGGUUUAGCCACAUAUUAGCAGUGUUUUUACCCGUUUAGAGACACAUUUUUUUAAUUUUUUUAAUCCGUCUAUGGCACAACAACAACUUUGUCAUUCGGUUGUCAGUUUUUAAAGGGAUGAAAAGGCACAAGAAGAAGAAACAAAACGCAGGAGUUGGGGUGAAUGGGAAUGCAUCUGUCACAAGAGAACCAGAUUGUGGGAGGAAACAGAAGCUGACUGAGAUCCAUCAGGCUUUGAUCAGUGAUCCAGUGGACAUUGAGACACUGAGGAAUGCAGCAGCCAGUAAGGGAGGACUGCUCACUGAUGAACUGAGGAGGAAAGUCUGGCCAAAACUACUGAACAUCAAUGUGUAUGAUCUACCACAUAAACCUGGUCGAGAUGUGAGGGAGAACCACAAGGACUACAACCAAGUAGUCCUGGAUGUCAGGAGGUCGAUGAAGCGGUUCCCUAAAGGUAUGCCAGCCACAGAGAGAGCCAUUCUUCAGGAGCAGCUGAUCGACAUCAUACUGGAGGUUUUGAAACGCACCCCUCAGCUCCAUUACUACCAAGGCUACCACGACGUGGCCGUCACUCUGCUGCUGGUGGUCGGGGAGAGGAUGGCCAUCGCCAUGCUGGACACUCUGUCCAAUCACCAUCUCAGGGAUUUCAUGGAUCCGACCAUGGACAGCACUAAACACAUUUUAAACUACCUGAUGCCCAUAUUGGAACAGGUUGAUACAGAACUACAUGACUUCAUGAUCAGAGCGGAGGUGGGAACCAUCUUCGCGUUGUCCUGGCUCAUCACAUGGUACGGCCACGUGCUGUCGGACUUCAAACACACCAUGAGACUGUACGACUUCUUCCUGGCCUCACACCCACUGAUGCCCAUCUACCUCGCUGCAGCGAUCGUGUUGCACAGAGAGAAGGAGGUGAAGAAGACGGAGUGCGACAUGGCCAUGGUGCACCACCUCCUCUCUCGCAUCCCCCAGGACCUCCCAUAUGAAUUUCUGAUCGGCCAGGCCCAGGACCUGUUCGACCAGUACCCUCCGUCUCUACUGGCCAAGCGGGCAGCACUGCAGUCUCGAAAAAGUCUGUCCAUCAGCACCUUCCAGGCUUUUCAGCUCUCCACCCUCCACCAGAGGCCCGACUCUGUUCUCCAACGUCUAACCAAGGCCCAGGGCCCCACCACCUACAGACAAGCCUCUCGACACUCAGGUCUGGAAGCGGCUUUGCCCCGAGACCGAGGCCAGCUGUGGGGGAAGGGGAACAGGAUGGUGAAGAUGGCAGUGUGGGGGCUGUCCGCGACGCUCGGGGCGGCCGUGUUCGCCGUGGCUCAGACAGCGAUGGACUGGGGACCCGAGGUGUUACUACAACUGUUCUGACGUGGCGGUGGGCAUUCAGAAUGUUAGACACACGCUAACACAUGGUGACAGCAGACACGCAUCUGCUCCUCAGACGGAUUAAACAAUAAACAAACUUACACACACAAACAAAGACGUUGAAGACUUGAAGCUCCUCUCUCCUGCUGAGAGGAGACGGUGGAGGAAAGCAGGAGGAGGUCAGUUAUCUUGGUGCCAAACAGGUUGUUGCUACUCAACCACAUGAACAUAUGUCAGCCACUAGCCAGCCUCGGGAUGUGUGUGCUUUUUUGAGCGGGUGGAUGCGUGUUAUAUGUGUCUGAGUGGGUAUUCCAGACGUCAUGCCACAUGUGAACUGAAUGAGCCUACUGGAGCUCCCUGACCUCAUGGGUCUCUGGGCCAGAGCCUCAAUAGGAAGUGACUGUUACCCUUUCCUUUAAAAAAAAAAAAAAAAGUAAGUCAGAUGACCACAAAGAUGCAAAACAACCAGAAACAGGCACAAAAUAACCACAGAGAGACACAAACGACUGCAAAUGGACAGAUAGUUACCACAAAGUGAUACAAAACGACCAUAAAGAGACAUAAAACGACCACAGUGAAACUAGAAAAUGAGGCAAAGUCACCACGGAGACACAAAAUGACUGCAAACUGAUGCAAAACAACCAAAAAGAGACUAAAAAUGACCACAAUAAGACUAAAAAAAGAGACAAAAUGUCCAUAGAGACAGAAAACGACUGCAAACUGAUGCAAAACAACCAAAAGAGACAGAAAACGACCACAAUGAGACUAAAAAAAAAGAGGCAAAAUGACGACAGAGACACAAAACCACUGAAAACUGAUGCAAAACAACCAAAAACAAAUGCAAAAUGCCCACAUAUAUGAAAAAUGACCACAAAGAGCAACACAAUGACUACAAACAGACCACAGAGAGAUUCAAAAAUACUAAAAAAAAAAAAGACGCAAGACAACCACAAACUGAUUCAAAAUGACUACACAGACAUACAAAGAAACUACUGAGAGAAGCAAAAACAUUAUAAAGGGACAUAAAAUGACCAAAAAGAGACACCAAACAAUGACAAAAAAACAGAGAUCCAAAACAACCACAAAAAGAAACAAAAAGUAUGAAGUGAGGUAAAAUGACCAGAAGGAGACAGAAAAAUUGGCAAAAAGACACAAAAUGACCACUAAAAGAAGCAAAACAACCAAAGAAAGAAGCCAAAUUUCCAAAAUCAUUACAAAGAGACGUGGACACUGUGUUUGUUCUGUGUCUCUUUCAGUCCUCUGUAGGAGAGGUCGGGGGCUUUUAUCGGCUUUUGUCCAGGGGCCCGUUAUGUCAUUAUUCGCCCAUGCAUGUGAGACACCAACACAUUUUGCUUUUUCAGGCUGUUGCUCACACCGUACCACUGCAGGAACAUUUUUCCACGUGUCUCAGUGCGUUUGCUGUUAGCUCAUUAUUUUGCUGAUAACUCGUUUUUAGCCUGUCAUGCUUGUUCCGUUGCAUUUCCGUCGAUGGUGUUUUAGUGCGCUUGUUGGAUCAGCAGCCAUAUCUGAGAGCCAGAAGUGCCUGUAGCCAGCAACGAUGACACAUGAAUACAAAUUAUUAAAGAGCAGUGUUUUCUGCUGAAAGCUUCUAGUUAUGAGCAAAGAAGGGGAGUGAGAGAGAAAAAUGAGGAAAGAUGGGGGAGGAGAUUUUGCCUGUGAGCCACUCGUAUUAAUUGCUUUACUCCAGGUGUCGGCGAGUUACACUUACAGUAGAGUUUCACACAGAAAACGAGUUGCUGCUGCUUCAAAAUGUUAUACACAGUUGGCGUGCAGCCCUCAAUGCAAGCAGUGGGUCUUUUGCAGGAGGUAUUGAAAUACAUAUUUAUUUAAUAUAUUAUUUUUAUAUUUUUCUGGAGCAGUGUUCUGCAUGUUGUGGCCAAGCACGACUGAAUGAAUAUGGAGAAGACACCAGUACUUUUACACUCUUAAAAUAUUUAGCAGGUUUGCGCCAACAUCCACCCUGAACAGCCGUCAACAGGACUACAGUCCUCAGACUCACUUCUUCUCAUAUUUCUCUUCAGCAUUUUAAAGCUACAGUGAUUAUUUUAGUGUAUUUAAUGGACAAAAUUGUGUUUUAAUUUUAUUUAAGUGGAAAGAAUUAACUAACUGCAUUCCACAUCCAGUAGAUACCGUUGGAGGAAACCUACUCGCUGAGUUUCAGCACCUGAAAAGUGAUUAUUAAUAAUACAGGCUGUUUCCAACCGAGGUACAUACAUAUGUGCAGGGCACGGGGGUUUCUCCAAACAGCAACGCUCGGUGUGUGUCAGCUUAUAUUCUGAAAUAUUUAUCAGCUUUUAUGAGCAUGUUUCAGAGUUGCAUCUGUUUCACUGUAGUCGCAACACUAUCAUAUCUCCCCUUCCUCCGUCAAUAGAUAUAAAUCUUUGCACAGCUGGAUUGGAUGUGAAGUUUAACAUGUUGAUUUUAGUUGCUCUGCAGCAUGUUAAUUCAACUGGUUUGCGCUUUCGUUGUGCAUAAAAAUUACCGUAGUGCGUGCAUUUUUACAAAUCUAGAGUCACAUUUCUGGCCUCAGGGCGAUCUGAGAGAGACUGCAGGGCUGAGUAGUUAACAAACUGGUCAGUCAAUUUAUCAGUCCAUUAAGGAGUUAGUUCCAGGCAUUCUCCAGGAAACUCCAAUUGAAGUGAUUUUGAUUGCUGAUAAUCAGUCAGUUAAUUCAUUACAGAGUCAAUUAAUUGAUCAGAGCCUGUAACUGCAAGCCAGUUUAGGCCGUCAGUAAGCUGUAAUGAGUAGCUGCUGCAUGUUCCACCUGUCAGUCCGACACGCUGUACAUCGUAUAAAACAUCAUGUGUGUGUGUCUGAUGUGAUUAAAUGCAAUAAGUGUGUGUGUGUGUGUGUGUGUGUGUGUGUGUGUGUGUGUGUGUGUGUGUGUGUGUGUGUGUGUGUGUGUGUGUGUGUGUGUGUGUGUGUGUGUGUGUGUGUGUGUGUGUGUGUGUGUGUGUGUGUGUGUGUGUGUGUGUGUGUGUGUGUGUGUGUGUGUGUGUGUGUGUGUGAGAGAGAGAGAGAUGGAAAAUGUAAGCUUUAGUCACAGUUCAGUUUCUUUUAACUCACUGGGCAUCUUUUGUGUUUUAUUGAGUUUUUAUGCGUUUUUUUGGUACGAGGUGCCUCAUUAUAAAUAUCAAGAGUCUAAAUGUUUAUUUUAAGAGCAACAAUCUGAUUGGCUAUUUAUUUAAUGGUGAAACAUUAAAAUGCAUUUUAUGAAUGUGUAUUUAACAUGGAUAUGUGGGUCAGUUAAACAAAUGAAUAGGUUUGUAAUUAUCACAGUCUGACGGUUUAUUAUGAUAUUUCAAAAGUCAUUUUACAUAUGAAAUACUGUAACAGGUCGCUCAUUAUGAAUCAGACUAGAAGUUUAGAAGUUUAAAAGGAAUAGUUUGACAUUUUGGGAAACGUGCUUAAUUGCUGCCUUGCUGAGAGUCGGAUAAUGUCGGACUGUUCCUUUAAAUGUUCGGCUCACUUCUUAGAUUAAAAUAGUAAACAAAUGACAUUGCAAAGGGAACACUUACUGUCUUAUGGUGCAUGGUCGCCUUGAUUUGCAUCUUGCUCCUAUUACACAAAAGGCUUAUUUUACAGUGAAGUUAAUUCUGCCUGUACUUUUAAAGUAUAUAUAAAAUCUUCUUGUGCAUCUUUGAUGCUUGGCUACAAAUGAUUGAUAUAAAAUUUGCAUGUAGUCUUUGCUUACACUUGUUUGGCUGCCUCAGACAUAAAUAUGCAGGGAAAAACUCUGACCACAGUCUGUGAUGCUACUGUGUAGUUGUAAUAUGAGUGCCAUGUAGACCUACACACACACACACACACACACAUAUAUAUAUAUAUAUAUAUAUAUAUAUAUAUAUAUAUAUAUACACACACACUCAUACUAGGAGCGCGUGAUGGUGCUGGUGGUGCCAGAUCAUAAUGAGGAUUUAAUUCCUGCCCCUGGCUCUUGGCGUGCUUAAGACAGUUUUUCCUUCUUGUUUUUUUUUCUUUUCACAUUAACACUCAAACACCUACACCAACACCUGCAGUGGUCUCAUUCUGGCAGAGGCCUUACAUGAAAAAUGAUUGAAGCGUGGUUUGAAUGAAACCAAUCAAGAUGUAAAAGAAAGAAGAUGGAUGCUGUCGAUCCCAUGUCUUAAGUUGGCUAAAAUAACAGUUAAUUUUCAGGUUUCGGGCCAUAAAAGUAAUGAAAAAGACUAUAAGAACUCUUCUAGAGAAGUAAAAAUAGUAGAAGUAAUAGAGCUGUAGUGCAAUGAUUUACUUUAGUUCAUAGUAGAUUAAAUAUUUCACAUUUUCGCUGCAUUUAUUAUCUUUUGUCUCACUUAAUACCAGCCCACAUCUGCAAAUAUUUUGAGGCUAUUUUGCACUCCACCUACUAUCCAUUCUGUUGAAUCUAUUUGCCAAAUAAACAAACAAAAUCCCAUAGAUGAUUCAUUCCAGAAAGUUUUAAUACAUUUUAACCGAUCUGCUCAGUUUUCAUGUUGAUUAUGAAACAAGUGAUGCAUCCUUUGAAAUGCACACACAAAACAAAAAAACAAAAAACACAUUUUGCUGCUUUUGAAUGAAAAUCAAAGCAAAUGGAAUAAAACAAACCAAACCAACAUAAAAUAAGAAAUAGAGGAGUAGGAGUUAUUUCAAUAGCUGGGUGCAGUGGAUGUAAUUUGAGAGCAAUUUAAAGAAAAAAAAAACACCUACUGUGAUUCAAAAUAACUUGAAUUUCAUGCCAAAUUGUGAAUUCACUGUGGUGAGAUGAAAGGCCUGAAGUUGAACUCCCAGUGAGCUCUUGUUGAGUCUCUCAUGGCGGCUCUGUCCUCCCCUCAGGUCUGAAAACUUUCCCAAGAGAUGCGAUUGCACCAAAUGCUUUUACAGAUAAUGUAAAGCCCUAAUUUGCGUGUGUAUGUUUGAAUUCUGUGGGCAUUUUACUGCAUGUUUCUCAUAUCAAGUGUACCAAACCUUUGGUACAAACAUAUCAGGUUCUUUGCACCUUGUUCUUGUAAAGUGUUUGUAAAUGAGACAUGAAUGAACAACUGAAUAAAUUAUAUUUAAAAAACA
Centropristis striata (black sea bass) is the source of this 6442-nucleotide messenger RNA. RefSeq lists its product as uncharacterized. NCBI's taxonomy places the organism in Eukaryota, Metazoa, Chordata, Actinopteri, Perciformes, Serranidae. Gene Ontology annotation, cellular component: endoplasmic reticulum membrane. Bases 137 to 1381 code for a protein of 414 amino acids. Gene Ontology annotation, molecular function: GTPase activator activity. The record is from RefSeq and is a predicted model, not a curated record. Gene Ontology annotation, biological process: positive regulation of GTPase activity; endoplasmic reticulum to Golgi vesicle-mediated transport. The transcript has 10 exons.